CCCCACCCCACCCUGCCCUGCCCCAGACGUGGCUCUUCGGCUACGAGCUGACGGACACCAUCAUGGUCUUCUGCGAGGAGAAGAUCCUCUUCAUGGCCAGCAAGAAGAAGGUGGAGUUCCUCAAGCAGGUGGCCCACGGCAAGGGUGGGGACAGCGCCAAUGGUGUCCCCGCCAUCACCCUCCUCGUCCGGGAGAAGAACGAGAGCAACAAAGCCAACUUUGAGAAGAUGCUGGAGGCCCUGAAGGCCAGCAAGGGUGGGAAACGCAUCGGCGUCUUCAGCAAGGACAAGUUCCCCGGGGACUUCAUGAAGAGCUGGAACGACUCCCUCAGCAAGGAGGGCUUCGAGAAGAACAUCAGCAUGUCGGUGGAAGGGGACUACACCUACCUCCGCAUCAACUUCUACUGCCCGGGCAGCGCCUUGGGUCGCAACGAGGGCAACAUCUUCCCCAACCCUGAGGCCACCUUCGUCAAGGAGAUGUGA
Molecule: messenger RNA, 482 nt
Organism: Egretta garzetta (little egret)
Lineage: Eukaryota; Metazoa; Chordata; Aves; Pelecaniformes; Ardeidae
Product: FACT complex subunit SPT16
Exons: 3
Coding region: 63-482 (139 amino acids)
Biological process (GO): positive regulation of transcription elongation by RNA polymerase II; transcription elongation by RNA polymerase II
Cellular component (GO): FACT complex
Molecular function (GO): nucleosome binding
Source: RefSeq, a predicted model, not a curated record